This is a messenger RNA of [Candida] anglica, 915 nucleotides long. The record is from the annotation of a GenBank genome assembly. Lineage: Eukaryota; Fungi; Ascomycota; Pichiomycetes; Serinales; Debaryomycetaceae.
AUGAUGGCAAACCAAUUCAAGAAACGAGUAUAUCCAUUAUAGAAUAGUAAGACCAAUUGAACUUACAUCAUGCUUAUCAAACCUUGGAACGAUUUACCUACACCUCGUCAUGCUCUUGAAGAGGAUUCAAAUGAACAACCUCAAGUACCAAUCGUUGACAUUACCCUUGACGAGACUGUAUCAGAAAUUGACCAUUUCUUAGUGAUUCCAUCAUCGAUUAAGGUAGUUGAAGAUGGACUUGUGGGUCGUAAAAUCGGUUCUAUCCGCAUAUAUUAUAAGGUUGAGCCAAAAGUAGACGCUAAGAUCGGUGAUGACGAUGAAGAAGAAGACUACGAUGAAGAUGAACAACUCUAUAAGGUGAUUGUUGAAGGCAAAUCAAACACAUACGAGGAAACAAUAAUCCCUAUUGUCCACCUGUUAAACUCAAUUAGUAUAGUGGUGCCAAAUUUUAAGAAUGUUAUUGCUAACAAUUUUUUAGCUCGUAAAUUGAUUGAACAAUUCGACUCAAUUAUCACCAAAUCUUGGAUAACAUUAGCACCAUGUCACCUUAACAAUGGACAGACUCUCAGUAAACUUGAAGCUUCACAGGUGAAGAUAACGGGCAAGGGAUCUAAGAUUCCAGAAUCAUAUACUUUUGUUCCUAAGUUGAACCCUCCACAUUUCAUCACAGGUAUAUCUGCCUCUGUUAAUUCUGUUUUAAAUUUACAGAAGGAGCCUAAAUUGGUCUCUUUAGUAUUGAAUGCAGAUGGUCAACCUGGAUAUGAGAAAUUGGAUUCAGAUGCCAUUAUGGAUGCCGCAUACGUAGUAGGAGACUUUAUUACUAUUGACGCAGCUGGUAAAGAAAAGUAUAUUCAAGCUAUCAGCAAGCAAGUGAGGAAGUUUAACAGUUACUCCAAUUCGGGGAUGUAUUUAUAA